Arachis stenosperma is the source of this 786-nucleotide messenger RNA. RefSeq lists its product as uncharacterized. The transcript is spliced from 9 exons. The coding region runs from base 1 to 786 and encodes 261 amino acids. The record is from RefSeq and is a predicted model, not a curated record. Lineage: Eukaryota; Viridiplantae; Streptophyta; Magnoliopsida; Fabales; Fabaceae.
AUGACUGAGGAGAAGAAGGCGAUUGUGAGGGAUCUUGGAUUCGGUGGGUUGAUGCACAUCCCACCACUGAGGGUGGAUCACCAACUCUUAAGGGAGCUGGCAAACAACUUCAAACUUGGGGAGAACAAACUGAAGACAGGAUAUGGUUCUUUCCAAAUAACCCCCAAAAAAAUAGGUGAUGCGCUUGGCAUCAAUGCAACAGGCAAGAGCAGGAUUGAAAGACCACCAAAGCCAUGGAUUGCCAACUGGACUAAGGAUCAAAUGGACUCAAGAAAAAGAAAGCAGAGGCAAGAGGAGUCAGAUUCUGACUCAGAAUCUGAAUCUAAACCAAGUGAUGAGAGCGAAGAAUCAUCACCUGGGAAGAAGGAGAAGAAAAAGAAAAAAACAAAAACAACUCCAAAAAAUGAGAGAUAUGAAAUAUCGAGUGACGAACUUGAUGAAUGGCUAGGGGAAAACGUUCAUAAAUCUGCUGCAGAGGGGGACAACCAAGCUGACCUGCGAUCGACAGAAGGUCGCUAUGUGUCCUCUGAAACACUACCGGCUGUGAACUUGGGAAGUGAUGAUCCUUCCUCUCAAGGACGCACAGAACAGAGUAGUGUAAACCAGCCGUCUCAGAGCAUGUUGACUCCGAAUGAUUCCAAUAUGAUGGUUGUUAGGGAACAAACGCCGUCGAAAGCGCUUGCAAUAGUCCCGAUCCAGGUUUUUGUGCCGGCAUCCCAAACAACCCCUGAGAUAGAUUUCAAACCAACCCCUAUGCUAAGGAUUGAAGGGACUACAGAAAGGUAA